Molecule: messenger RNA, 1258 nt
Organism: Phalacrocorax carbo (great cormorant)
Lineage: Eukaryota; Metazoa; Chordata; Aves; Suliformes; Phalacrocoracidae
Source: RefSeq, a predicted model, not a curated record
AUGGCAGAAAGCAACUGCACGCGAGUGACUGAGUUCAGAUUAACAGGGUUCUCAGAGGACCCAGGGAUUCAGGUCACCCUCUUUCUGAUAUUUCUCAUCACCUACCUUGUUACCAUCCUGGGGAACCUUGGGAUGAUUGUGUUAAUCAGGGCCAGCCCUCAGCUCCACUCCCCCAUGUAUUAUUUCUUGGGUAACCUGGCUUUUGUAGACCUCUGUUCUUCCACCGUCAUCGCCCCCAAGAUGUUGGUUGACUUUAUAUCAGAGAAGAAGGGCAUCGCUUAUGCUGGGUGCGUGGCUCAGGUGUUCACUUUUGAUCUUUUUGGGAUGACCGAAUGCUUCCUGCUGGCUAUGAUGGCGUACGACCGUUACGUGGCCGUUUGCCAUCCCCUGGUGUAUCACCUUGUCAUGCCCCCAAAAUGCUGUUCCCAGCUGGUGACUGGGUCAUAUCUUGUGGGGCUGACAAACGGCAUGGGACAGACGUUCUGCAUGGCCAAUUUAUCCUUCUGCGGCUCCAGCAUCAUCAACCUGUUCUUCUGUGACAUUUCCCCUCUGAUAUCACUCUCAACCUCCGACACCACCCUCAGCCGCAUCAUCCUAAGAACUUCAGCAUCUUUAUUCGGUGUGUCCAGCAGCCUGGUUGUGCUGGUUUCCUACGUGGCCAUCAUCUCUGCCAUCCUGAGCAUCAGUUCAACCAAGGGCAAGCACAAAGCCUUCUCCACCUGCGCCUCCCACCUCACCGCUGUGAGCAUCUUCUAUGGGACAUCGCUUUUUAUGUACUUAAAGCCCAGCUCAGACAGCUCAAGAGAAGAUAAAUGGGCUGCGGUGCUCUACACUGUGGUGACUCCCAUGCUGAACCCUUUGAUCUACAGCCUGAGGAAUAAGGAGGUGAAGGAGGCUUUGAGGAGAGCUGUGCUGCGGGAAACCGGCGGUUAGCGGCGUCUAACGGCCCUCGCUGGCUUCUGUGGGAUUAACACCUGACUGUGAGGGUGGUGGGAAACACCUCAUGCGGCUCCAGGAGAGUUACAGAGGGGAGAAGGAGCAUCCAGCAUCGCAGCCCCCUGUUCCUGGUGGGUCAUGGUGAACCGGCAGCGAAGAGGCCGGCGCCUCGCAUCUCAUUUCGCGUUCACGCUGAUUUGCUGCCAAUUGCUUUGGAGCUCCUCUCCUCUGAAAGGGCAGGAGCUGCUGCAGCUACAGCUGCGUCCUUGGAAAGGUGCUUUAGCUUGUCCUCGUGUCACAUUAAAUGCUCCAGGACUCUGGA